CCCUCCCAUUUCCUUCCCUUCUCUCAGUACACGAACAUACAUACAUACCUACACAGUUAUAUACAUAAAUCACGCACGCUACCAUCUCUAACACCUUGCAUUCUCUCUUCAAAUGCCUAAAUUCACCAAAUUUCUCUACACAAACAUCUCUAGACCUUUCUCUCUCCUCCCCUUCCUCCUCUCUCUUCUCAUCUCUUUUCUCUCUGACACCUCUCAUGCAGGCUCAUUCACAGUUGCAAACAAUUGCCCCUAUGCAAUAUGGCCAGGCACACUUGCCGGAGCGGGAACGCCUCAACUACCACUCACUGGAUUCCAGUUGGACUCCGGCCAGAGUGUCACCAUUCCGGCCGCUCCGGGUUGGUCGGGUCGAAUUUGGGCUCGAACAGGCUGCGAAUUCGAUGUCUCCGGUAUAGGCCAUUGCCUUACAGGAGAUUGUGGUGGGAAGCUAGAAUGCGAUGGUAUGGGUGCAAUUCCACCUGCUUCUCUCUUCGAGAUCACCCUAGGAACACCCCAGACCCUUGAUUAUUAUGAUGUGAGCCUGGUGGAUGGCUACAAUUUGCCGAUGGUGGUGGUACCGCGCGGGACCUCGGGCUCAUGUAACACAACCGGUUGCGCAGUGGACAUCAAUGUAGGGUGUCCAAAAGAGCUACAAGUAGUGGAUGGCGAUGAAAUUGAGAUGAGAGGUGGGGUGGUGGGAUGUAAAAGCGCCUGCGAAGCCUUUGGUUCGGAUGCAUACUGUUGCAGUGGGGAGUAUGGGAACCCAGAGACAUGCAGGCCAACCAUGUACUCCAAUAUGUUCAAGAGAGCAUGCCCUACAGCUUACUCCUACGCCUAUGAUGAUGGAACCAGCACCUUCACUUGCAUGGCUGCCAAUUACGUCAUUACCUUUUGCCCCACCAACUCAGGAUUGAGGAGGUCUGAUGGCUUGACAUCAAAUCACCAACCAACACCAAAUUACCAAACACCCCCACCACCAUACACAAGCAGCAGCCAACAGGAUCCCCAAGGGUGCACAACAGAGCCACAACAAGCUUCAGAUUUAGAAUCAUUGUCUUCCUCCACCAGCCACCUCCCAUUUGCCAAUUUUUCUCUAUUUCUUCUCCUAAUUUUCUACUUUUAAGCUGGAAAACAGCCAUGCCAUGGAUGCAAAUAUGCAUGGAUACAUGACGUGCACAUGCGUACAUGCAUUUCAAUUCAUCAGGAAGGGGGGGCUUAAUCCUCCGCAGCUACUUUUUAAAUCAUAUAUCUGAAUUUGCUCCACCUUAUGGUGACAAUAAAUACAAAAAAAGAGCAGUUCUAGGAACAAGGACUGCAAAAGCAUUAUGUAUGUAAGCAAGCGUACUAGUGAUUAUGGAAGCAUAACGUUCAACGCAAAAGUAAGCAUCGAUGUAUUAUGCAUUUAUGCUUGCAUGCAAGUAGACAUGAUGUAUAAUGCAUGUAUACGUAUGCAUACAUGACUGCAGUUAAUCAAGAGCAGAAGAGUUGUACAACGUCAAUUAUCCUUUGCGAGAUAUGUCCAUAGCAUGUACGUAUGCAUGCAAGAAUGCUUGGGCUGAUUAUAUACACAUAUUACAAGGCAUAUAUAAUUGAACUUGAAAAUUCUAAGUGGCAAGGUAACCUCCUCAGCAUAUGCAUAUACAUAUUGUUCUACAAAUAUGUGCGUGCUGGAAUGCAAACACAGAGGAAAAAGUUCAUGUGGGGGUGUGUAAGUGUGUUGGGCUCUCUCUCUCUCUCUCUCUCUCUCUCUCUCUCUCACACACACACACGCACACACACACACGAACCCACAGGGUGAAGUGCCCUGUUGGAAUUGUACCAGCGGCCUGAUUUGGUUCUCAUCUGGUUGAAUGGAUUCGAGUUAAAAACUUGUUAAUAUGUGGAUUUGGUUCUCAUCUGGUUGAAUGGAUUCGAGUUAAAAACUUGUUAAUAUGUGGAUUUU
Amborella trichopoda is the source of this 1939-nucleotide messenger RNA. RefSeq names its product pathogenesis-related thaumatin-like protein 3.5. NCBI's taxonomy places the organism in Eukaryota, Viridiplantae, Streptophyta, Magnoliopsida, Amborellales, Amborellaceae. The record is from RefSeq and is a predicted model, not a curated record.